Messenger RNA from Cygnus atratus (black swan), 700 nucleotides. It is a transcript of the gene STMN4, whose product is annotated as stathmin 4. The transcript is spliced from 5 exons. The record is from RefSeq and is a predicted model, not a curated record. The coding region runs from base 1 to 633 and encodes 210 amino acids. Gene Ontology annotation, biological process: neuron projection development; regulation of microtubule polymerization or depolymerization; microtubule depolymerization. NCBI's taxonomy places the organism in Eukaryota, Metazoa, Chordata, Aves, Anseriformes, Anatidae. Gene Ontology annotation, molecular function: tubulin binding. Gene Ontology annotation, cellular component: cytoplasm; neuron projection.
AUGACUCUGGCUGCUUACAAAGAGAAGAUGAAGGAGCUGCCUCUCGUCUCCUUGUUCUGCUCCUGCUUCCUCUCGGACCCCCUGAACAAACCCGCGUACACGUAUGAAGGUAGGAGCCCCGAUGUGGGUGGGAUGCGCCCGUGCCGGCAGUCAGCCCUUGCCCCUCUCCCAGCAGACACCGUAGACCUCACCUGGUGCGUCAUCUCUGACAUGGAAGUCAUCGAGCUCAACAAGCGCACCUCGGGGCAGUCCUUCGAGGUGAUCCUGAAGCCCCCGUCCUUUGACGGCAUCCCCGAGUUCAACGCCUCCCUGCCCCGGCGGCGCGACCCAUCCUUGGAAGAGAUCCAGAAGAAGCUGGAGGCGGCGGAGGAGAGGAGGAAGUACCAGGAAGCCGAGCUGCUGAAGCACCUGGCGGAGAAGCGGGAGCAUGAGCGGGAGGUCAUCCAGAAGGCCAUCGAGGAGAACAACAACUUCAUCAAAAUGGCCAAAGAGAAGCUGGCGCAGAAGAUGGAGUCCAACAAGGAGAACCGCGAGGCGCACUUAGCGGCCAUGCUGGAGCGCUUGCAGGAGAAGGACAAACACGCAGAAGAAGUGAGGAAAAACAAGGAGCUCAAGGAAGAAGCCUCCAGGUAAAGAGGCGAUGCUUGGACUGACAGCUCCGGGGAGGUGGCGGAGGCUGCCGCAGCGCAAGGCCGGCCGG